AUGGGCUCUGCAGAUGCAGGAGGCAUGGAUCACUUUGCAGACCCGAGCGACCCAAACACGGAGUUAUCUACUAUCCCGUCGCCAUUGGUUGACUCUCGUCCAUUGGCCUCCACGGCAGGCAGUGGGGGAGAUAUUGAACGCCGGGAAGAUCCAGCCGCUGCAGGCCAGUUCAAUGCGGCGGGAAGGAAGGCUACCGUGUCAGCGGUGCUUGUAGUCGUUGGUUCAUUCUGCUUGACUGUUGCUACUUACGGGCUGAUGUCUGCAAUGGGAUUGUGCCAAGUGUACUGGCAGGAACAUCAAUUAUCACAUCUGUCGCCGACCGAGAUAUCAUGGAUCGGCUCUGUCUUUGCUUUUCUGGAUUGUCUUCUGGGCCUCCCUUUUGGGCUAGUCUUUGAUCGAUGGGGAUCUAGAUUUGUCCUCCCGGCUGCAUCUGUUGUGUACUGGCUAUCCCUCCUCUCGCUGGCGUGGUGUACCACGUACGGUCAUUUCAUGGCUUGCUUCAUUAUUGCUGGGAUAAGUGGUGCCGUGCCCACGACUGUGGCUUUCUGCGUGAUUGAUCAUUGGUUCAGCCGCCAUAGAGCCUUCGCCAUGGGUAUCGUCACCACAGGGGCGCCGAUAGGAGGAAUCCUCUUCUCCCUCGUCUUCAGGAGCCUCUUCACCCGCUUCGAGUGGAAGACUUCCGCGUAUUGCUUCUCGUCUAUGGUUGCUUUGCUCGUCCUCGUGGGCUCGCUCCUGGUCAAGAGCAAACCAACCGAGUACAACCCAAUCUUUUGGGACUUUGGGCAUCUCCGCGGCCCAGACUUUCUUCUCUUCACCUUUGCUAAUUUUGGUAAUGUGUUACUCCCCUCAUGUGCAUCAUGCUCGGCUGACACAGGUGGGCGUCAAGUGUUUGAGCUAGUCCUCUACACACAAUGGGGGUCACUUCCCGUCUUUGCUUCACUCAUAGGUAUUGGAGAUGUAUUCUACCUACAGGUGGCAUACAACAUUGGAGCAACCCUGGGGCGUACGGCGCCGACCUGGCUAGCAGUCAGAUGGGGUCCGGUUAAUGUUGUAUCUUUCAUGACGAUCUUCACGCUUUCUGUCAUAUGUGCCGUCUGGAUCCCGUUCGGAGAUCAUAAUGCUCCUGCCCUUUACGUCGUUGCCUUUGGUAUGGGUGUAGGGACAGGGUCAUUCGUCCCACUUGCUGGUUCGGGCUAUGGCAAGUGGUUUGGCUCUAGCUACGCAGCUGCAAGUGUUGGUUCUCUCAUUGGCAACCCGAUCAACCAGGCUAUCCUGGAGAAGGGAGGUCUGAAAGGUGCUGGGCCAAAGCUGAGUGUUGCAUUCCAGGGCAUCCUGCUGCUUCUCGCGCUCACUGCCUGCUGCUGUGUAAGGUGGGUAUGCCUGCAUCGCAGAUGGCUGUGGCUGGCCAAGGUUUGA
Thyridium curvatum is the source of this 1416-nucleotide messenger RNA. RefSeq lists its product as uncharacterized. The transcript is spliced from 6 exons. Gene Ontology annotation, molecular function: transmembrane transporter activity. Lineage: Eukaryota; Fungi; Ascomycota; Sordariomycetes; Thyridiales; Thyridiaceae. The coding region runs from base 1 to 1416 and encodes 471 amino acids. Gene Ontology annotation, biological process: transmembrane transport. Gene Ontology annotation, cellular component: fungal-type vacuole membrane. The record is from RefSeq and is a predicted model, not a curated record.